This is a messenger RNA of Loa loa (African eye worm), 3636 nucleotides long. RefSeq lists its product as hypothetical. Gene Ontology annotation, molecular function: cell adhesion molecule binding. Gene Ontology annotation, cellular component: cell-cell junction. The record is from RefSeq and is a predicted model, not a curated record. Gene Ontology annotation, biological process: cell-cell adhesion. The transcript has 13 exons. The coding region runs from base 1 to 3636 and encodes 1211 amino acids. NCBI's taxonomy places the organism in Eukaryota, Metazoa, Nematoda, Chromadorea, Rhabditida, Onchocercidae.
AUGAAAAGAACAGGGGAAAAAUUCACUGAAUUUAUUGUUUCAGCAUAUGGUCCACCAAUACGUGUACAAAUCGAUCCUCCGAAAAAUUUGCAUGUCCCGGUUGGCGGUAGAGCUCGUUGGUACUGCCGGAUUAUUGGACAACGGAGUGCUGGAAUUCGAUUACAAUGGUCAAAAGUUGGUACUGCUGGAUUGCCAAGUAAUGCCGCUCAAUAUGAUGGUGAAUUAGUUAUUGAUGGUGUGCAAGAAACUGAUGCUGGUCAAUAUCGUUGUACCGCAUCUGGUGAUCAUCAAUUUGCAACCGAUGAUGCUACACUAACUGUUGAACCAAAACCACGUAUACCAGUUAUUGGUAGACCGCCACCAGUAAUGGUUGAACCAUUGGAGCAAACAGUAAAUGUUAAUGAUAUGGUUACAUAUCGUUGUUGGGUACCUGGAUUAUUAUCAUGUGAACUUAAAUGGUACAAGGAAGAUAUGGGAGAAGGAUUACCACAUGGUGUUUAUCAAACUGAUGAUGGUACAUUGAAAAUACCUCAUGCGCAAUUGGAACAUGCUGGCAAUUAUAUUUGUACCGCUUCUAAUGAAUAUGGUGUUGGUAAAUCACCACCUGCACGUUUAAUUGUUAAGCAACCACCGCAACGACCUAGAGUUGAUCCGCAAGAGAAUAUAGUUGCGGAAGGUGAAUCUGCACGUUUCCGUUGCUGGGUACCUGGUGAUCCAACAGCAAUUUUAACAUGGAAAAUGAAAGGUAAUGGUCCAUUACCACCUGGUGUUCAGCAACGUGAAGGCAUCUUGAAUAUCCCAAAUGCACAACGUCAACAUGCGGGAAGUUACAUCUGUACCGCAAGUGAUCCAGCAGGAUAUAAGUCACCAAUAGAUAGUCCUGUAGCCAAAUUAAUCGUGAGACCAGCGCCAACUAAACCAUUGGUAGAUCCACCGGAGCAAACAGUAAAAGAGAAUCAACCAGCUCAAUUUCGUUGUUGGGUUCCCGGUAAUCCGGCAGCAAUCCUUCAUUGGCGACGUGUUGAUGGUCGUCCAUUAGGAUAUGGAGUAAGUGAUAGACAGGGAAUUUUAUCCAUAUCUCGUGCUCAAAUGUCGGAUGCCGGUGAAUAUAUCUGUUCCGCACGUGAUGUUGAAGAUGGAGUACCUGUUGAUUCAUCUCCAGCACGAUUAGAUGUUCAAAGACAUUAUGAAUCACCAAUUGAACAUUCAUGGACGCAACCAACAUUGGAAAGUUUCCAAAAACCACAGGUUGAUCCAGAGCAUCAAAUGGUCUAUGAAGGUGAUCCGGCUAUGUUCCGUUGUUGGAUUCCAUCAAAUCCAACGGCACGUUUAAAAUGGUCUAGAGCAGAUGGUACACCAUUACCAAAUAGUGCAUAUGAUGAUGGUACUGGUACAUUGUACUAUCUAAGAGCUCAUGUAUCAGAUAGUGAUUUCUACGUUUGCUCACUUAUUGGUCCAAAUGAUGUUCCAUUGAUGGAAUCAGAUUCGGUUCAAUUAAAAGUAAUACCACAUGGAAGAAAGGAAAUUACGAAACUAGAAGUACCUCGUGCAACACCAACAGUUGAUCCAAUCGAACAAACUGUUGAAGAGGGUAAUCCAUCACAGAUUCAUUGUUUUGUACCUGAUGAACCUUCUGCUGUACUAAAAUGGCGAAAACAAGAUGGUGAAUUACCAGUUGGAGCAACUCAAAGUGAUGGAAUUUUAUAUAUUCCGCAAACAGAAAGCCAUGAUGCUGGAAGUUAUAUUUGUACUAUGGAUGAUUUUCGUGGUACACCAAUUGAUUCUGUCCCAGCACGUAUUCAUGUCACACAGCAAGGGAAAAUACCGCUUGUUCUUCCGACAUCAUUAACGGUCAACAAAGGUGAUUUGGUACGUUUCCAAUGUUAUAUACCGGGUAAACAUACGCAAUCGCUUCGUUGGGGAUUCAAAGAUCAAAAUGGACCAUUACCUGAGGGAGCAUAUGUAUAUUAUGGGGUUUUAACAAUUGAUAAAGCUCGUAUAACGGAUACUGGAAAGUAUAUUUGUACGUAUGAUGAAACAUCACAAAGUGCUAUACCAGUAAUCUUAACGGUGAAAAGUAAUGGAGGUGAUGGUAAAGUACAAGAACUAGAAAGUAUACAUGAUAUUGAUGAAUAUAAUAAUCAUAUGGAACAACAACAACAACAACAACAACAACAACAACAACAACAAUAUGAAUACCAUGAUAAUGAACAUGGAACAAUGGAUGAAAGUGUAACUAAUGAAUAUGAUGAAAAUGGCAAUAAUAAUGCUAACAGAAAUAAUCAUCAUGAAGAUGGUGAUAAUCAUGAAUAUUAUAAUAACAAUCAUAUUAUUGAAUACGGUGGUAAACCACCACGACCUGUUGCAACACCAAGCGAUCAGGUUGUUAAAGUUGGUGAAAUAGCACGAUUCCAUUGUGAUCCAAAUAGUGAUACACCCGUAACUGUUCAUUGGGGAUUUGAAACUCCCGAUGGUUCAUUACGAGGUGAUGUGGUACCGGAUGAUAAUGAUUUGAUCAUCCGUGCAGCUGAUCAUUCACAUGCUGGUGAAUACAUCUGUACUGCAACCAAUCAAUAUGGUUCUGCUGAAGCUGAACCUGUUCGACUUCAUGUUACCGAAAGAGAAGAAGCGCCAACAGCACGUGUGGUACCACGUGUUUGGAAUGGACAACCUGGUGAUAAGCAUCAAUUCCAAUGCAUUACAACCGGUUCUCCGGAACCAACUAUAAUCUGGACCGGACCAAAUGGUGAAGCAUUACCGGAAGAUGUUACUGAUAUUGGCGGUGGUUUCUUGGAUUUCCAAAAUGCCCGAACUGAUAUGAAUGGUGAUUAUACGUGUACAGCGACUAAUAUUGUUGGUGAGGCUAGUGAUCAUGGAUCUGUAAAUAUUGGUCCUUCACUUACCGUACGUACUAGUCCACCUGGACCGCGAAUAGUUCUAACAGCAGGUGAACCACUGGAGGUUAAAUGUGAAGCAUUUGGUGAACCGGAACCGGAAGUUGAAUGGUUACAUGAUCCUGGACCAGAGCGAGGUGAUCUUCCGGAUGAUUUUAAACCGGUAACAAUUUCGGAACAAUUCAUUCGACAUCCGAGUAUUGGACUUGGUAAUGCUGGUGUAUAUACGUGCCGAGGUAGCAAUAUUCAAGCUUCAGCUAAGAAGGAUAUUUACAUCGAAGUUGUGGAACCAUCGAAAGUAGCAACAGUUGCAAUCCUUGGUGGUUCAACACAAUGGUUUGAGCCUGGUAGAUCAGCUGAUUUGAUAUGUGCUGCAACGGGUAGUGAAAUUGUUGAUCGUAUUCAAUGGGUCAAAGUUGAUGGUGCAUUACCGGACACUGCUAAAGAAACGAAAUUUGGAAUUUUACAUCUAUCUAAAUUUAGGAAAUCAGAUAGCGGUGAAUAUGAAUGUCGCGGAUACCGUCACAAUGAAUUAGUGGGAAGUAAUCGUGUUGCAGUAUAUGCGACAAAUUUAGCACCGUUGGAUACAAUACGAGUAGAAAUUGAUUCUCCCGCUGUUCGGGUUAUUGAUCAGGGUGAAUCUAUAAAGCUUACAUGUACAGUUGAAGGCAAGUUUUUUCGAAAUUUUAAAUUUCAUCAAUUCACUGCUUUAAAAUAUUGUCAUUUUGUUGAAAGAUUUUAA